UUCUAUGCAAUACUGCUUACUAUCUUGAGCUUAUCUCGACAAAAUGAACCUGCAAUUCGUUUUAAUUUUUCUCCUUGCCACAUUUAAGCCCGGUUUGUUUUAUGCAACGCCAGCGUACAAACCCUUGAAGUGUGAAGAGACCAAUAAAGAUCAGAAGAGAGCUUCGCUCUUAGCAAGUUGCCUUCCUGCAUCCGACUGCUUCCUAACCAGACCAUUUGGUAUUUGUCCUAAGAAACAAGUUUGUUGUGCGAAGAAACGCGACUUUAUUAUUGAUGAAAAAGAAUUAGUUGAGACAACCGAUUUCAAAACCAACCAACAAACAGUGCAAUAAAUUCAAUUCUUUGGCCUUUUAAGAAAAAAUGAUUAAAUAUAUAAUAAACAUAUAUAGUGAUUCAUGGGUAAA
This is a messenger RNA of Drosophila ficusphila, 403 nucleotides long. RefSeq lists its product as uncharacterized. Lineage: Eukaryota; Metazoa; Arthropoda; Insecta; Diptera; Drosophilidae. The record is from RefSeq and is a predicted model, not a curated record. Bases 44 to 331 code for a protein of 95 amino acids. The transcript has 2 exons.